GGCAGCCAUGUUUUUUUUAAGAACCUAAACGUAGAAAUUUUGCAGCGUCUAGAGAAAAAAUAUAUAAAUUAAAGUAAAAUUAAACAUAUUUAAUUAGAUAAAACAAUGCCAAUUGAUUAAAUAAAGUGCAUAAAAUAGUAUUUGUGAAUAAUUUGUAAAAAGUUAAUUGAAAAUAAAUAAAAAUUAAAGUUUGCCGGGACGUAGCCGCAAUCUUUUAGGUGAGACGAAAAGCAAAAAAGUACUUGGUGUAAUUUGGUAAUUGAUAAAAAAUGGAAGCUCCACCAACUACAAUCGAUACGGCACCGGUGACCGGUGGUGUAGCACCCACACGUGGACGCGGUGGUGGAAUGCGUGGUUCUUAUGAACGUGGUAGGGGCAGAGGUAUGGGUAGGGGACAUUUCGGAGGUGUGGGUGGACCUGGAGGUUUUCCAAGUCGCGGUGGUUAUGUACCACGUGGUGGAAUGGGUGGACCACCAAUGGGUUAUCCUGGCCGUGGUGGGUAUGCUCCUCGUGGGGCACCGCCCAUGCGUGGCGCACCCGGUAUGGGUGGUCCGGGCGGAUAUCAAGGAAGGGGUGGUGCACCUAGGGGAGGUCCACCAAUGAGAGGAACUGGCCGUAUGCCUUUAUACAGUCAACCACCAAAGCAACAUACUGGGGUGGAUAAUAAUAAAACCGUAUCGCCUGUACAAGCUAAUGUGGCUAAUCAAGUGGUAGCAGGAACUGAAGAAACAACAACAAAUUCAGUUAAACCGGCACCAGUUACAAAUACUGAUCCCAGUGCUACAACUACGGUUGCGGCCGCUGCUCCUAUUACAUCCAAACCUAUCUCAACGGGAGUUUCACCAAAUUAUAGAGGUACUGGACGCGGUAGAGGUAUGGGCGGACCUCGUGGUCGUGGUGGUUAUAAUCCUCAUAAUGGUUCGGCUGGCAUGUCUUCAAUGUACAGUGGUGGACCACAAAUGGGUGAACAUGGAGUAAUGCGUCGUGGUGGACCACCUCGUGGUCGCGGUCAAUAUUCAAAUACUGGCAUGACACGACCACCAAUGAUGCAACAACAGCCUCAUGUUGUCAAUACACAAGUAACACAACCAAAUUCGCUAAAGCGUGGAGCACCAGGUGGACCACCAGGUCCCAAACGUGGUCGUUAUGAGGGUGGACCCUAUUCUCAACGUGCACCGGCUCCUAAAUACCAUCAACCACCCCAUAUGGCACCACCCACGAGUUAUGGAGUACAACAUCAGCAGGCUCCACCACCACCACCUCAAAGCCAUCAUGCUUAUGCUCAACAUGAUCCAUCACAAACAAUGGAUCCUUAUGCCCAAUCAUAUGCUGCUCCUCAAACACAGGCACCAUAUAAUGGUUAUGGUCAAACGACAGCUUAUUCUCAUGCAGCAGCACCAACUCAUCCCACAGCUCACCAAGCCAACAGUGGUUAUGCCACACAUGCUGCUACCGAGUAUGAUCAGAGUCAAUAUCAAGGUUACAGUUCGGCUUAUGCCCAACCAGACACACGCUAUCAAACAUAUGGCCAAGACUAUACACAACAGUAUGGUGCUCCAGCUGUUGAUUAUAGUACAUCUCAGGCAGAUUAUACACAACAUGCUCAGCAAAGCUACGACGAAAGAGCAUAUGCCGGUUACGACACACAAUCGUAUCAGCAAGGCUACACCAACUCUACAGGAUACUAUUAAAAUAUGAUAAAUAUAUAUA
This is a messenger RNA of Lucilia cuprina (Australian sheep blowfly), 1710 nucleotides long. RefSeq names its product trithorax group protein osa. The record is from RefSeq and is a predicted model, not a curated record. The coding region runs from base 270 to 1691 and encodes 473 amino acids. Lineage: Eukaryota; Metazoa; Arthropoda; Insecta; Diptera; Calliphoridae. The transcript has 5 exons.